UAUUUUACAUGUUUAGUAGAUGCUAACGUACAUAUGUGUGUAAUUAUUAAACGUUUUUUUUAUAAGUAUUAUUUUCUUCUAUUUGGCAUAUGUAACUCAUAUUUUCGUUAUAAUUUUAUUUAAGUAUACAUGUUUUUACAAAAAAAAAUUAAAACUUAUGAAAUCAAUUUGAAUAUUUAAAAAUAUAAUGUGUCCCAAAUAAAUUAUAAAGUGAUUGUUCAAGCGAGACACAAAUGAUUUUUUUAAGCGAGUUGAUGUUUUGUUCGUGUAGGUAAAUAUAUUUUGCAAAAUCAAUUUUUACCGCGCGGUAUAUUUUUAUUAAAUUAUCAGUUUUUUAGCAUAAUAUCGUACUUAAAUAUUUUUUGUGUAAACCAAGUCUUCCAAUAAUGUGUACUUAAAAUAAUGAAUUAAAAUACUUAAAUUAGAAAUACCGAACUAAAGUCUUCCAUAAAAAAGCAAAAAACAAAUGUAUUAUAGAAUUUAGUUAAAUUAAUUAUACCGAUUUAAAAUUUUUAUAAUCAAAAUGUAUGGUAAACCGAAAAAUUCGAUGAAAAAAAAAAAAAGCCAAAUUUUUUUUGAGCAUGAUGAUCGAUUUAAAAAAACUAAACCAAAAAUGAAAAAUAAAAACUUCAUAUGUAAUAUGAAAAAAUAUAAAUAUAUGAAUCAGAGAAAUAAAAAAAUCACCAAGGAUAGAGUUUUGAACUAUGGAAAGCAAAAUAUAAUUAUGUGUUAUUGCAAUUGUUCGAUUUCACAACUACAAACAAAUACGUCAUAUUGUUGUGCCACUAACACACAUCAAAAAAAUUGUGGAUUUGAAAUACCCGUGAAUUGGAAAUUUUUUCAAAGUAGAUGUCAGUGCAGAUUUUGUGAAAUUAAUUUUUUCAAAAAUUUCAAAAGUAAUUUCAGGUCGCAGUCGCCGUUGGAAAUUGAAAAACAAUACCAACAAGAAAGUUAUUCUACAAAACGAACUUCCAGAGUAACAGAAAUGUUUACACCACCAUCACCAGUACACUCAAGCAGGAAAAAACCACUUGAACUGGAAAAGAAACAUACUAAACUACGUUCAAAUUCGCAUUUAGACUCUACAGACAAGCAAACUUUUGCAGAUAUUAUAGAAGAAAAAGUGACAGAUUCAAUUCUUAGUAAAAAAAACAAAAAGAAAAAGAAAAAAAGGCAUAAGAAAAGGAAAUAUAGAAGUUCAAAAUUUGAUAAAUCGGAAGAAAAUGGUAAAAGGAAAAAAUUUCGUAAAGGCAAGAAAAGUAAAAAAAACAUUGACUCCGCAGAUGAAUUUUGCCCUUCAAAGAGUUCUUAUAUUUUGGCAAAUUUUAGAAGUUCACCUUCAAAAAAAGUUUUAGAAAAUAUUAAAGAGGACGGAUGCAGAAAAUCAAAAGAGCUUUCCGUUACAAAUAAGAAAAAAAAGGAUUAUGAAAAAUAUAUUAGCUCGCCGGAUGAUAGAUGUGAUGGAAAAUUAACUCCAGUGCUUUUGAAUAACAUAAAGGUCGACGAGAAACCAAACAUUGGAUUGAACACGCAGCCCUACAAGUUGUCAAGAUCACCAUCAUCACAAAGAUCCCCUAUUUUAAGUGUAAAUUGUAUAAAUUCUGAAUCUAAAACCAAUAUUUCAUUUCAAACUUCUUUAAAUGAGGUUAAAUAUUUUGGUAAACACCAAAAAUUUGAAAAUAAAACUAUAAAUUCCACUGAGAUAAAAGCACUAUGUAAUUCGCGUAAAAAUUAUAAAACUUGUAGUGUUUCUGCUCCUGACAAUUUAAAUAUGCGAGUUUCAACAAGUUUUAAUGACGAAAAUGCGUUUAAUGAGUUCCAAACAAUUGGCAGAAGCCAAUAUAAUAAAAUGAACAAUAUCGCUUGCUUAGAGUUUUACGAAGAAAAAGAAAAAAAAUCAAAUUCUUUAAAUUUAUAUAACAAUGAUGUCAAUUGCAAAAGCCAAAAACAUUUGCAUUCUACGAAGGUAGCAACAACGUCAUUAGAAGGGAUCAAGAGCGCAAAAUAUAAUGGAAACGACAGACGCUAUGAUAAUUACAAUGAAAACACAAUUAGUGGAAAAGAUUUAGAUUCUUAUGUUAAUGCAAUAAUGGUAGACGAAUAUAAAGAGAAGAAAUUGAAUGAUUUUGAACUUUUAAAUGAAUUAAAAAAUAAUAUUGCCAUAAAAGCAAGAGAAAAAAUUAAAAGUAUUGAAAAAGUGUCAAACAAAACUUUUUUUACUGUACCAAGUGUUAAUAAAUUCAUAUCUGGAAUUUCAUCUUCGCCUGAAUCUAGAAAAGGCUAUUACUCCAAUUUAUCAACAUUUCACAUGAAAGAAGCUAAGAAUUCUGGAGAGCUUUUCCAAUCCAAUUCGCAAACUGUUGACGAAAACAUAAAAGUAUCUGAUAAACUACAAGCAGGUGAACCAACAACAACUGAGUUAAGAGAACUAAAUGAUUCUAAUAAAGAGAAAUUAUUAGAUGUUAAUGUUAAACCUUCGUCAUCUUACAGUCGUUCAAAAUCUAGGUAUUCCACAGAGAGUAGUGCUAACAGUUCACGAUCCAACUAUUCAUAUUCUUCUGGCCGUACCUCUCAUAGUUACAGUCGCAGUUCAUCACGAUGUUCCAGCAGUUUAUCUCGGUCAAGAAGUCGUAGUAGAAAUCACUCAAGAUCACCUUCAAUUCCACGUCGGCGCGGUUCACCUAGUUUUUUGGAAAGAAGAAGAAUAACAAGUGCGAGAAAACGUCCAGUACCAUAUAAUCGAGUUGGACGGUCAUCAGUUAGUCAGACUGGACAAGCAGUGUGCAAUAUUUAUACAACGAUUUUGAAGAGAACCCUAUCAUCUGAUUAAGGACAACAUACCUGUACAAGGAAUUCUUAUGACGUUAGUAAAAAAACCAAAGUCGUUGCUGUUUCUGUUCUACACAUUUCAUAAUAUUGCAAUAAUUAUUUAUUCAUACAAAAAUAAAAAGUUGUUUAAUAACAAUUGAACUUGUAUUUGAAAUAAACUUAGAUCAUGUGAUCUUUAUUUGUAACUAAA
Condylostylus longicornis is the source of this 3019-nucleotide messenger RNA. RefSeq lists its product as uncharacterized. The transcript has 8 exons. The record is from RefSeq and is a predicted model, not a curated record. Lineage: Eukaryota; Metazoa; Arthropoda; Insecta; Diptera; Dolichopodidae. The coding region runs from base 524 to 2830 and encodes 768 amino acids.